Pochonia chlamydosporia 170 is the source of this 4524-nucleotide messenger RNA. RefSeq names its product ankyrin repeat protein. The record is from RefSeq and is a predicted model, not a curated record. The coding region runs from base 1 to 4524 and encodes 1507 amino acids. Gene Ontology annotation, molecular function: protein binding. The transcript has 3 exons. NCBI's taxonomy places the organism in Eukaryota, Fungi, Ascomycota, Sordariomycetes, Hypocreales, Clavicipitaceae.
AUGGCCAGAAUGCCACGUUCCAUGUUCUUAAUGCUUCUUCUUUUGGUAUUCCAUAUCGAAUCUGCCUUUGCGGACGAGAAUGAUGACUUUGUCAAUAAUCUAGUGACAGACCUGACGCCUCUGAUAGCACUAUUCGGCGAGAAGGUGGCUAUGCAGUUCAUGAGCGAGUCAAUGGGCUUGUCUGAUUGCAUAGCACUCGCAAUGGCUCCGAUCGGAAUCAUCACUACUAUCGUGAGUGCCAUCCGUGUUGGUGGUCCGAGGUGGAUGAAAGCAAUUAUCGGCAGGGCAAGAGAAAAUUUGUCUACAGCUGAGAUUGAACUCAUGUCUUCCACUUCGAAAGAAGCUUGUGAGUUAUGGAACGGUCACAAUUUGGUCCGCUGUCCCGGAUCCGGCCAAAUCUGGCAAUUUAUUUGUCUCGUACCGAAGGGUGAAAGGGAAGCCCCCGGCGAGGGGGAUUUCGUCAGUCUCGAGGAGGCUGUCACUUCUCAUCUCUUGGAAAAAACAGACAUCCGGGCUAGUUACAACCUGAGGACAAGCUUUGAACAUCUCAAAUUGCUUCUGUCCCGAAAGUUUUCAGGACCGAAAGUACAACAAAACUCGACAGAAAAUGACCUGGAGCGCGGCGAUACCUCCAGUUCAGAUGCAAGGCACACAGGGACUUGGGAUGCCAAAGGCGCGAUCAUAUCCAACAGGAGACAGCAUUCUGAUGGGAAAUGCUCCGCGAAGAUUGACGAAGCAGCUCGGAGCAUUGAAACCAAAACCAAAAACGAACCCUCUCGGCGAAUAACUGUGGUGAGAGAUUUGGAUGCAGCUGCUCCAAACAUCUCGUUGAAUUGUCGCUUCAAGCUGGGCAGGGCAGAGAUCAUCUCCGUAGCCACUCUCGGAACGCUUAUACAAAUUGGUGUCCUGGUUCUCUGUGUAAUGAUUACGCUAUACCCACCUAUUGCACCUCAAUACCUGAAAAACAACAAACCAGUUCAAAACUACGCUCUUCCUUUGACCAUAUGCGGGACCGUAUUGUUGACGAUCGGCAUCCUGGUUUGUGGUAUUGUGGUAGAGCAAAGUUCAACGGAAACGUACUUUAGAGCGAACGAGGACUAUUCCCUUUACAUCGUUUGGCUACAGCAGGGUAGUAUUGUUAACGAUCAAGAAUUUAAGCCCUUUGCGAUAUAUCCUGUCCGUGAGCGACCAUAUAUCGCCAUGUCUCGUCGGAGACCUGCAAAGGAGAAGAAAGGCAAGAAAAACAAACGACCCAAGGGUUCCAAACUAUCAGGACCUAACUUCGACAAUUUUUCUGAUGGGAAGGCGCCUGAACAAUUCAAAAGCAAUUCGGCCGAUGAGGUUCCUACCCUGGGGUUGGAAUCGCUCACUACGGCCGGCUGUUUCAUAUCACUUGUGGGAUAUGUUCUUCAGUUUAUUGGCCUACGUGGGAUGAAUUGGGUAGCCCCUGUUGUCCAACUUGGUGCCAUGGUUUUCAUGACUGGUCUAAGGGCGUGGGUUAGAAGGGGCCUCGCAGAAGCCCCUGCUAUCAUACCGCUCACUCCAGGGUUUGAGCUCGACUGGUUUGCUCACAGCUUAAGCAAUCACGAAAUUGCAAGCUGGAUCAAGCAAGAGAACAAGCCGCCCAAUGCGUCCGAGUCACAAAUUGACGGAGGAGAACCGACAAACGGCCCAGCGGGGGGGACGGUAACGGUCGAAGUCGAACAUGAAGAGGCGAGUUCAUUAAGAAAUCUUGCUUCUGCAACAGAUGCGGCUUCCAUAUCAGCUUCACAAGCAGAGGAUGCUGUGAUGGUUCGCCGGGAAUUGGGGAAGUUGGCAGAUUGGAGAGGACCCGCAUCGAAUCUGGCCAUACUUCUAUCUGACGCGAUAGAAGUAGUCGCAGGAGAUCUUCUGCAGCCUCCUUUAUGUAAAGACGCUUCCGGGAGUCAUACCAUUGGCUGGACAUAUGAGACGACUCUGGGUAAUCAGAAGUGCAAUCUCACUUUUAGUCUAGAAUACAAGGAUGGGGAGUGGAGAGCUCGUGCCGAUGAGCUAGAGGCGGCCAUGUCGUUGUGGUUAUCCUUCAUUCAGAGCCAGAAGCAUUCUCUUAGUGACAAAAGGCUUGAUGAUAGUGAUGGCUGGCUGCGCAUCAAGCGAACACGACAGCUUAAAUUACGGCUUUAUGGAACAGCAUCUAAGAAAUUUGCUCUCAUACGAGAUCUUCUUUGUUGGAUGCCUGAAAACAUUCCGGAGAUUCUCGAAUUAGAAGAGGCUUCCUCAGAAAGCGAGAAAGGAACAUUCGAGCGAAUUGCUCUUCCAAACUACCGCAUUGUUGGCUAUGAUAUGCGACACGAAUCCGUUACGAAAGUCGGCAACAGCGAAGGUUCUUUCAACGUCUUUCAUGUCACAGGUUCCUCUGCGAAAACGCCACUUGAGAGUUGGAAAGAGGCCACACAAAACGGUCAUUUUCAUACGCUAAAUAAGAGGACCCUGGCAGUCAAGGCUCAUGACAGCUUGGACAAGCUACUUGCCAGGGACCUCUUCUUUACGUUCUGCAGAUCCAUUGUCAAACAUCCCAGACUGGAGUGGGAAGAAAAAGACGUGGAUUUGAGCAAUGAGACUAUGGGCGACGACUGGCGCAACUUCAAGCUCAAAAAUGGGAUGUUGACAAAACUCAUUCAGAGAGUUACGAAUACCGGGUUUCUUGAUCUUCAAGAGGCUUAUUUUGAUGUGAUCACACCAUUGAGCCUGGAGAGCAUGUUGCCGGACAUUGGCUUUUUGGUUCGGCAUCUGCAAGGGCAAGCAACCAAAUGCGUCCUAGAGGGUCAAUGGCAAAACCUGGUAGGGCAGUUGAGAUCAAUUUUCGACCUGGCAUUAACGUAUGCUGUGGACGACAGCCUCAUGAGGCCAAGAAUCCUGGCUAUAUGUCAAUAUCAUCUUGAGUUGAUGGGUGCCAUGGAAGAAAUGGCCGUAGCUGAAAAUAGGCGAGAAUCUGUGGUUAUCGACGGAAAGAGAAAAGAGUUGCAAAAUUUCUACCGGAAGGUACUUGAAAACAUGAAGCUCACGUCGCUUUCGACUUUGAGUAGCGUAUUUGACGGCCAAUUUUCAAUUUGGAACCCCGUCUCAAACGCCCUUGACCUAUCCGGACGUUUCCGGAUACUGUCAGAUGACCAAAAAAGGUUUCGUCUUUCAGAAUAUCAUCUGACCGCGCUCGGAGUUGGAACUGAUAGUAGACGUAUCCCUAAGAUAGAAGGCAUUUUGUACCGAGAUUCUUUCGACUGGACUCCCAUCCAUUACUUGUCGGCUCUUGGACAUCAAGUCGCAUUCUUGCGGGGUAUUUUUGCGCAGUUGCCGAAAACGGAUCUUCGCGAUUGUUUUGGACUCACACCGUUGCAUUUUGCUUGCGCAAGGGGAGACUUCGGCACGGUGGAUGUGAUGCUCAAGCAGGGGGAACCAAUAAGUGUCGGGCAGGACAAUGGAAUGUCCCUGAUGCAUCUCGCCGCUUCCAGUGGCGAGCCUCGCAUAGUGAAGAAACUUCUGAAUCAAGCGAAGACUUCUGAUGUACAUGAUAGUCGAGUACCAUAUUGGCGGACCGGCAAGUUGGACACAUCACUUACCGAAGAGGCUUUCUACCAGAGAGCUCCAAUACAUUUAGCAGCAAUGAAAGGCCACCUAGAAAUAGUUGUUGAUCUUUUUAGGGGAGACUGGGGCCUCAAAGAUCUCUUCGGGUGGAGUUGUUUUCACCUGGCGGUUCUUUACGAACACACAGAGUUGGUCAGGAUCCUGAUUCGAGCAGAGCAUCCUGACAUACACAUCCCCGGUAACGAUAAUCGCACGCCGCUCCAUCUGGCUGUUGAUAAAAGAAACAAGACGAUCAUCCAAAUGCUUCUGAAUCGGAACGUUAAUAUUAAUACCAUGUCGUCAGAUGGAUAUCUGCCAUUCGCCCAGGCAGUUGAUGCAUGCGACGAGGAUACCAUCCAGAUGAUGAUCACUAACGGGGCCCGCAUAAAUGUUCAAGAGUCUGGACCUAAGAGAUGGUCCCCCCUACACUACGCAGCAAGAAGGGGUAACUUUAAUAUUUUGAAAUUGUUACUUACACAACCUGAUGCCACUCGCCGGGCUGCUAGAAUACAAGACAUAGAUGGGAACACUGCGUUGCAUAUUGCACUUGUCGUUAAUUGGUGUCCGAAUUUCCGAGACUUUAUAAAAUUUUUGCUGAGGAGUAUGGAUGAAAGUGCCAUUAACUAUCAGAAUAUGAGAGGGAAAACGGCAUUACAUAAAGCAGCCAGCAACGGGAAAGUGCUUGCAGCUAUCGAUCUUCUGGAAGCGGGAGCAACACCCAGCCUCUCCCUCAGGGAUGAAACAAACGCGACACCUCUGGACCUGGCAAGGGAGCGUCGGGAAAAGUCGAGAGAUCCUAAAUCUAAACUAAGUCGGUGGGACAAACUCAAAGGUUUCGAGAAGGCGGAAGACAUGGUCAAUGUGUUGGAGAGAUGGCAGCCAACGAGCACCACGGGGUAUUCGAGGAACCUACUCACCGCGUAA